AUGUCUGCCCUUUUACGACCCGUUUUUCGUGUAGUAUCUCGACGUUUUGCAAGUACUGUUGGUUCGAAUCCACAAGGAACUCAAGAUGAUCCAUCAUUGACAGCAAAUUUUGUGCCGGAUUUUAGUUUUCCUCAAGGUAUUCAAGGUGAUCCAUCAAAAAACAAAUCAAAUGAUGCUAUUUGUAAUCUCUGGUUACAAAAAUGUAAACUGUAUGGCUUGGAUAACUGUGAAGAACGUUUACAAAAAUUAUUAGAUGUAGAUGCAAUUCCAAAAAAAUAA
Molecule: messenger RNA, 279 nt
Organism: Rotaria socialis
Lineage: Eukaryota; Metazoa; Rotifera; Eurotatoria; Philodinida; Philodinidae
Source: the annotation of a GenBank genome assembly